Micropterus dolomieu (smallmouth bass) is the source of this 2520-nucleotide messenger RNA. RefSeq names its product tubulin tyrosine ligase-like family, member 10 (gene ttll10). The record is from RefSeq and is a predicted model, not a curated record. NCBI's taxonomy places the organism in Eukaryota, Metazoa, Chordata, Actinopteri, Centrarchiformes, Centrarchidae. The transcript has 12 exons. The coding region runs from base 300 to 2429 and encodes 709 amino acids. Gene Ontology annotation, biological process: protein modification process.
UGGUCAAUGCACUCAGUUUGCUUACAUGCAGUGUGACAGACUAUGGCUGAUUUCAGUGGGAUAAUCUGCUGACAGACCAUGUGAUUUUGUCUCUGUCAAGUCAGUCCUUCAGCCUAUGGGUUUGCAGUUGGACUACAAGGUUGAGCGCACAUGCCAGAAGACGAAAAAGCUUGGUAGGUUUCCAUGGAGUCUGGCUGUCCGUGUGUGUGACGGAGGAGUUGCAGUGUCCCUGCGCACCAAAAAAAAGGUCUAUUGGAAAAUUUCUAGCCAUCACCAACAAUCUACAAGUGCAUAAGGUCAUGUCAUCUGAGUGCUGGGUGGAGCCCUGCAGUGAGGGCCAGGCACAGGGGACCGGACUGGAGAAGCAACAAGGGGAAGAAGUGAAGAAAGAGGAAGUGGAGGUUCCCUGCGGGGACAACCAGCCGGUAGGAAGCCUGAGGCAGGAGGAGCCAGGAAGAGAACGGCCUUCAUCACCUGACCUGGAGCAGGUCCAGAGGGUGGAGACGCAGACUCAGGAAAAAAGAGAGAGGUUUUCCCAUGAAAGCCGGGAUAGAGGGUCAGUAUCAGGGGUGUGCCUGGGGGAGCGGUACCUCCGGAGGUCCCUCCCCAGGGGCUUAUCAUCCUGCUCCUACCUGGACAGGGAGCGGCAGGUAGAGGAGCCCCGGGGGCCUGGGCCUUUCUACUUCUUCGGAGGAGCCAAUGGGGCUGAAAUAGUGAGCAGUUACUGUGAAAGCAGGGGCUGGAAGAGGAUUUACAACAAGCGCAGGGAGGAUUUCAAACUCAAGUGGUGUGAGACUAAAUCACCUGCCAGCUACUGUAACUUCAGAGAAGGUGAACAGUUAGUUUACCAGAUUCCCAACAACAAGGUGCUCACCACUAAGAUCGGCCUCCUCAGCAGUCUACGUGAAUAUGAGCGGGUCAGCAGCAAAGUCAACCAUGGUCGUGGACUGAGGAGCCUGAAAAUGGAAGAGUUCAUUCCCACUACCUUCCGUAUGGAUGUGAGGGAAGAGAGAGAGGCUUUCUUUGCCCAGCAGGAGGGUGUGAGCAACAAUGAUGUGUGGAUCUGUAAGCCCACCGGUCUGAACCAGGGCAGAGGGAUCUUUCUGCUGAAGAGCCAGGAGGACGUAGCCGCCUUAAGACUUAAGCUGCAGCACAUUGAGGACAGCAAGGCCAGCAGGAACCUGCGCCACCAUCAGCCUCAGGCCCGCAUUGUCCAGUAUUACAUCCAGAGGCCACUGCUCCUGAAGGGGAAAAAGUUUGAUGUGCGCUCUUACCUUCUGAUUGCCUGCACUGCACCUUACAUGGUCUUCUUUCGCCAUGGAUAUGUGCGACUGACCUGCGACCUCUACGACCCCAGCUCCAGCAACCUCUCUGCCCACCUGACCAAUCAGUACAUGCAGAAGAAGAACCCCCUGUACAGCCAGCUAAAGGAAGACACUGUGUGGUCCAUGGAGAGCUUCAACACCUACGUCAAUGACAGGUUUUGGGUUGCCAAGGGUCUGCCCAGGGACUGGGUGCUGGGGGCCUUUGCAAAGCGCAUGCAGCAGAUCAUGACACAGUGUUUCUUGGCAGUCAAAUCCAAGUUAGACUGCCGGCUGGGCUUCUUUGACUUGAUUGGCUGUGACUUCAUGGUUGAUGAGGACUUCAAGGUGUGGCUGCUGGAGAUGAACUGUAAUCCAGCUCUCCAUACGAACUGUGAGGUGCUGAAAGAGGUGAUACCCAGCACAGUUAUGGAGACACUGGAUUUAACUCUUGAGAUCUUCAACAAGUGUCGUCUCAGGCAGAGGAUUCUUCCUUUGGCCAGUCAGAGGGAGUUUGUGCUGCUGUACAAUGGAGUUUUUCCUCCUGGUUCAGUGUUGACCCGCAGCAAGAGCAACUCAAACAGUGAAUUAAACCCGAAAAGCACCAAAAAGACCCAAAAGACUGAACCGAGAAGAUAUAAGUCAGGGACAGUGGGUAGAAUCAUGCCCAAAGCAUCCAUUGAUAAUUCUGUGAAUGUCUCAAUGAGCAAUGAUGGAAGCAGUGGUUCAAAGUCUGACCAUUGUUCCACCACCUCCACUACCCCCUCACCUCAAAGCUCUCCGUCAAUGCAUGGACCUUCACAUUUACGCAGCAGCAGCAUACAGAACCCCAGGCCUCGGGUCGAGCUCAAGCCAAGCAAAUGCACUUUGCAUCAUCAUUUUAAGGCUGCAGAUGAAGUGAAGCACUCCAAGACUCAGCAGAAGACGAGGAUCAUUAUGUCCCUGUCAUCACCAGCACUGAGCGAAGGGAUCUCCGUCUGUGGGUCUCCAGAGACAACGACACCAUUCCUUUCUCACGCUGAACCUCCUUUGUGUGGGAACAAAUGUGAAAGAGGAGAGGAACACGAUGAAGAGGGGCUCGGAGCGGACGCACAGAGCUUAGUUUCUGAGACAAAAGAGAAACUGUGAGACAUUAUAUUAACGUCGUCAAAAAAAAGAAGAAAUCUGACAUCUGGUGCUGUUUUGCUCAGAGAAAUGCUGAUAAAUGCUUAAUGUGACA